Molecule: messenger RNA, 441 nt
Organism: Ziziphus jujuba (common jujube)
Lineage: Eukaryota; Viridiplantae; Streptophyta; Magnoliopsida; Rosales; Rhamnaceae
Product: SH3 domain-containing protein 1-like
Exons: 4
Coding region: 1-441 (146 amino acids)
Source: RefSeq, a predicted model, not a curated record
AUGUUCAUUGUUUUGCUAGCAGUAUUAAGACGAUUGGGAAGCUUAGAUAAUGAUGCUGUUAUGGUUGACGAAGCUGAAAGUUUAUGCCACCAACAACUUCGAAAUUUGUACAAAUCUACAAGGGAAGCUAAGCACUUUCAGCGGAAUAUUGUUUGUGGAGUUGAAAAAUUUAUUUCUACAAGCUACAAGUGCAAGAAAAUGGAGAUAGGUUUUAAAUCUGUAGGUGGUGAGCCAUUACGGACACAAAUACAUGGAGUUCCUUUUGAAAAUGCUUGCCACUUGGCACACCAUUAUGAUAAACCCAUCAAGAGGUGGAGGCCCAGGGAUCUUUCUAUGUCUGGAGAGAGUUCUGUGAAGCUUCAAAGUGCAGAAGCACGAUUGGCUAAUCUUAAAUCUUCUGCUACGACACUUGGCAGAGAAGCAAUUGCUGCAAUGUUGUGA